Messenger RNA from Heterostelium album PN500, 156 nucleotides. RefSeq lists its product as uncharacterized. Bases 1 to 156 code for a protein of 51 amino acids. The record is from RefSeq and is a predicted model, not a curated record. The transcript is spliced from 2 exons. Lineage: Eukaryota; Evosea; Eumycetozoa; Acytosteliales; Acytosteliaceae.
AUGAGACAACAACCACUCGGACAAUUCUUCAACUACCAAGUCAAGCAAUUCUGGCCAUUCCUCGUCGGUGCUGGUGCCUGGUCUGCUUUGAUCGUCAAGGUACAUAUGGGUAUCGAUGACAAAGCCAGAAAGGAAUCACGUAUGAAUCUAACAUAA